AAAAGCACCACCGAUAAGUCUUCAAAGCCAAAACAAAAAAAAUAACAUUGCUAAGAAGGCAGAAAGCACAAAAACAGAGCGAGAGAGAGAGAGACCUAAUGGCGGAGACAGAAGAAGUGAAGCUUUUGGGGAUAUGGGCGAGCCCUUUUAGCCGGCGGAUCGAGAUGGCUCUCAAACUCAAGGGCAUAAAGUACGAUUACGUGGAAGAGAAGCUGGAGAACAAAAGCUCUUUGCUUCUUGCUCUUAACCCUGUCCACAAGAAGGUACCUGUUCUUGUUCACAAUGGUAAAACCAUUCUCGAGUCUCUAGUAAUUCUUGAAUACAUCGAUGAGACUUGGCCUCACAACCCAAUUCUCCCUCAAGAUCCUUACGAAAGAUCCAAAGCUCGGUUCUUUGCUAAACUCAUCGAUGAACAGAUUAUAAAUGUGGGUUUUGUAUCAAUGGCAAAAGCGGAUGAGAAAGGAAGAGAAGUGUUGGCCGAGCAGGCAAGAGAACUGAUUAUGUAUCUUGAGAAAGAACUUGUCGGAAAAGAUUACUUCGGCGGCAAGAGUGUCGGAUUCUUGGAUUUAGUCGCCGGAAGUAUGAUCCCGUUUUGUUUGGAGAGAGGUUGGGAAGGAAUAGGAUUGGAAGUGAUUACAGAGGAGAAGUUUCCAGAGUACAAUAGAUGGGUGAAGAAUCUGGAGAAGGUUGAGAUUGUUAGAGAUUGUAUUCCUCCAAGAGAGAAACAUGUUGAACACAUGAACUACAUGGCAGAGAGAGUAAGAUCUUCUUAAUUCGAGGAGGAAACAAAUCAUCUUCUUAAGUCAUUUGAUCAGUCCGAUGUUGUAAUUUAAGUCUUUGAUUAUCACAUGCAUGUUUCAAUGUUUUUAAUUAAGAUGAUAUCGUUGUUAUUGUUCUGUUAUAUAUUAUGUGGCUAAGACUUAAGAGGGUGAAGAUUGAUCAACCUUAUCCUUUUAAUUAGACAA
Messenger RNA from Camelina sativa (false flax), 965 nucleotides. RefSeq names its product glutathione S-transferase U5. The record is from RefSeq and is a predicted model, not a curated record. Gene Ontology annotation, biological process: glutathione metabolic process. Gene Ontology annotation, molecular function: glutathione transferase activity. NCBI's taxonomy places the organism in Eukaryota, Viridiplantae, Streptophyta, Magnoliopsida, Brassicales, Brassicaceae. Gene Ontology annotation, cellular component: cytoplasm.